Messenger RNA from Paramecium pentaurelia, 826 nucleotides. The record is from the annotation of a GenBank genome assembly. NCBI's taxonomy places the organism in Eukaryota, Ciliophora, Oligohymenophorea, Peniculida, Parameciidae.
AAUGUUGUAAGAUUAAAUAUCUUUGGCUGAAUUUGUGUUAUAAGAGGCAAGAGAGAAAUGCUUUGAAAUUGAAGUCAAGGCAUUUAAGCAAUUUGAGAAGGAGAAAAAGCAAAUAGUGGAAAAAGAGAAAUCCAACAUAUAGGAAGAAAUCAAUAACAAAUUUAAGAAGAAGGCUUAACAAGAGAGAAUCAAACAUAGUGCUCUUGUUAAUGGUGCUAGAAUGAAAUUGAUGAAUGCCAGAAAUCAAGCUUUGACAAAGAUAUUCUCUGAUGUAUGUUUGCUUAUUAAUAAAGUCAUAAUAUCAAAUUUAUAAAAUGAUCAGAUAAGAUGAAAGGUUUUACGAGGAAUUGUUAAAAAAUUUGAUGGUUCAAGGAUUAAUUAAAUUAUUUGAACAUGAAGUUGUUGUAAGGUAUAUAUAUUCUAUGAUUCUGAAGAUGUUUACAUAGAGAUAUUAGACAUGUAAGAAAUGUAAUAGAUGAUGCUAUCUCUGAAUUCUAAGAUAUUUUAAGAAAGGAAUUGAAUGGAUUAGAAUUUGAAGUCAAAAUAGAAGUUGAUGAAGAGAAAUGUUUAGAUGAAAGAACACUUAUUGACAAUUCAAUUAAAAGUGUUUAGGAUUACUCAUUACAAGAAUCAGCAUCAGAAGUAAUAAAUCUAAAUAAUUAUUAGGUCAUAUCGAAAACUGAAAAUGAUAAAAAAUGUUUUGGUGGAAUUUUGAUGACAAACAAAGAUGGUUUGAUUGUUUGUAAGAAUACCCUAGAUGUUAGAACUGAUUAGACAUUCUAAGACUCAUUACCUAUUAUUAGGAAUAUGUUGUUUGGAAAAUGAU